UACUCGUGAACUAUAAAUACAAACAUCCAACACAUCAUCAACAUCAGUCAACGGUGGAUUUUCUUUUUGGCGACAACAUCGAACUUGAGUUGUUUAAAAAUGAAGGUUUUCAUCGCAAUCAUCGCCCUGACCCUUGCAGUGGCUUCUCAAGCAUCGUACAUUCCGGAGGCGGCUCCCUACUCAACCUGGCCGGUUAGCACUUCGGUUUGGCCACCAAACGGUCUCUACGGAAAAGGACUUAACAACGGCUGGGCGUACGCUGACACUGGCAACUGGAACUCAUACCCUAGCAUCAACUCGUGGUCCCCUUCUGCUUGGUCACCGUACGGAUAUAAUAAUGGCCUCUAUGGACGUAAGACUGUUGUGGAACCGAACGUAGCUAAGUCGGCGUAUCCAUGGGGCCUGCCAUGGGGAACCUAUGGUACACCAAAACCUCCAUUUAGGUAAUGGGUCGGGACUGC
This is a messenger RNA of Aedes albopictus (Asian tiger mosquito), 461 nucleotides long. RefSeq lists its product as uncharacterized. Bases 100 to 447 code for a protein of 115 amino acids. The record is from RefSeq and is a predicted model, not a curated record. The transcript has 2 exons. NCBI's taxonomy places the organism in Eukaryota, Metazoa, Arthropoda, Insecta, Diptera, Culicidae.